Molecule: messenger RNA, 1318 nt
Organism: Quercus robur (English oak)
Lineage: Eukaryota; Viridiplantae; Streptophyta; Magnoliopsida; Fagales; Fagaceae
Product: transcription factor bHLH47
Exons: 5
Coding region: 337-1032 (231 amino acids)
Molecular function (GO): protein dimerization activity
Source: RefSeq, a predicted model, not a curated record
CCGCCACGCGCUCUCGUGUGUCUUCAACACUCCCGCCACACACGCCCACUCCUUCUUUUUCUUUUUUUUUUCUUUCUUCCUUAAACGCCUUACAACCUACGCUCUUUCUUUUUUCAUCUCUAGCUCUCUCUGUCUCUGUGUUUUUGUCUUAAUUUCCUCGAAAAUUCUACGAUUCAUUUCAUCUGUACUAUUUAUUUAUAUAUAAAGAAAGGUUGUUAGGGACCGUUUUCUUGUGGAACUGUUUGUGGGUUUGACUUGUAGACUUCCUGGCCUUUGGUUUCUUUUUGAUCUCCAGGGGAUUGAUCCUUAGCUGGAUUUUAAUUUAUUGGGACUAGCAUGAGUUCAGAGGCUCAAAGUCCAUUGGUGGACAAGGUCAAUGUGGUGGCGGAGGACUCCACAGACAGGGAUUGUCCUGGCAAAAAGAAUAAGGGGAAAGUUCCUAAAAGAAUACAAAAAGCUGAGAGGGAGAAAUUGAAGCGUGAACAUUUGAAUGAUCUUUUUCUUGACCUGGCCGGUGCUCUUGAACUGACCCAACAGAACAGUGGAAAGGCCUCUGUACUUUGUGAAGCUACUCGACUGUUGAGGGACUUGUUAAGCCAGAUUGAGUGCCUCAAAAAGGAGCAUGCAUCUCUCUUGUCUGAAUCUAACUAUGUGACCGUUGAGAAGAAUGAGCUGAGGGAGGAGAAUUCUGCCCUAGAAAUCGAGAUUGAAAAACUGCAAAGUGAACUAGAAGAGAGAAUAGCCCAAUCUAAACCCGACUUGAACGUACCACCUCCCGAAUUUCAGCAACCAGAACUGACGUCACAUUUCCCGGGAGACUGUGUCAGAUUGCCUGCUGUAGAACCCUCAUCACAGCAAGUACCUGCUGUCUUUGUCCUCCCCAUUCGUCCAGAGGCAUUGCCUGAUGUUACCCAGCAGACACUUAAGCCCAACUCAAAUGUGAGCAAACCACAUGCCAGGUAUCCCACUCCAAUGGAUUCAUGGCCAUCCCAACUUCUUGGGGAGCAACCAACAGCAAGGAAGGAAUUUUAACUUAGUGGAAGCAAUUCCAAAACUGGGGAAGGUGGCCUUGAAAGCAUUUAAAACUUUGAGGGUGCUCACUAGUCUGUAGCUUAGCAGUUCCUCAUUAUUUUUGGGGGGGUUAAUUGGUCAUGCAUUAGGAGGUUUGUGUAUCAAUAUAGAGAGCGGUUAUUAAUAGUGUCCUUAAUGUGGUAGUGGCUAAUGUUUGAUGUCUGGCCACAGCAGGUGGUGGCUCCUCACCAAUGCAUUAUAAUUAGAAAAAGUUAUAACAUAGUGGGGUUUACUCAUUAUUUGUUAA